AUGAUAUCAACGAGCUCAAGUGUGAAUCCCGAACGAGCUCAAGAGCGGAUCUUCAGACAAGCAAGCGCAGGAGCUUCACGUCUUGAGGUUAUGAUCUCAAUUGACGCAUUCUGUGAAGCUAGCCUGGGAGCUUUAAGGAGAUUAACAGCAACGUUUCAGCCCAAUAAAGAAGUGUGGCUGCAGUGGAGCUUUGAACGAACUCGCCGGCAUCUUCAAUUGUCCAAGCUUCAACCAAUUGGAUUUUAUGAGGAAUAUAUGGAUCGCCAUGAAGUUGUGACCUGCACUGUCCUGAAGAAGCCGCCUGCACCUGUGAAGGCCCCAGGAUGCGUCUGUGAAGCCAAGGGAGCAGCUGUGAAGCCACGAUCUUCAAGAAGCCGCCAAGGAGAUGCGUCUGUGAAGCCGCCAGGAUCCGUCUGUGAAGCCAAGGGAGCAUUCGUGAAUCUACGAUCUUAA
This is a messenger RNA of Closterium sp. Yama58-4, 453 nucleotides long. Lineage: Eukaryota; Viridiplantae; Streptophyta; Zygnematophyceae; Desmidiales; Closteriaceae. The record is from the annotation of a GenBank genome assembly.